Lampris incognitus (smalleye Pacific opah) is the source of this 2619-nucleotide messenger RNA. It is a transcript of the gene pnkp, whose product is annotated as polynucleotide kinase 3'-phosphatase. The transcript is spliced from 17 exons. Lineage: Eukaryota; Metazoa; Chordata; Actinopteri; Lampriformes; Lampridae. Gene Ontology annotation, biological process: DNA repair. The record is from RefSeq and is a predicted model, not a curated record. Gene Ontology annotation, cellular component: nucleus. Bases 177 to 1988 code for a protein of 603 amino acids. Gene Ontology annotation, molecular function: double-stranded DNA binding; protein binding; polynucleotide 3'-phosphatase activity.
UCUGCGCUUUGUAAAACCGUACCUACAGUGACCAACCGUAGAAAGCUGCAAAGGGCGAUAUAUUUUCUCGAAAUGUGAGCGGUUACUGCGUCGCAUGAAAACGACCCGUAAUUUUUGUAGUUACUCUACGUUUUACAAGGUAACACUACGCUUAUCGUUUUCCACUUGCAGAUCAGAUGUCGUGUACCUUGGCGAGCGCUAGCGGGGUUCGCAUCUCUUUGGCAGACGGGCGGGCCGUUGUUCUCGGUCGGGGUCCGGAGACUGGGGUCACCGAUAAAAAGUGCUCCAGACACCAGGUUAAGGUGGUGGCCUGCUACAAGGACCAGAAUGUACAUGUUACCCAGCUUGGGCCCAACCCCAGUUCCCUUGGAUGUGAGAGGCUGGGAAGGGGCCAGUCUGGGACACUCACCCAGGGAGAAACCCUUUACCUGGUCAAUGAAAGCCACGCACUCAAAUUGCACUACUCUCUCAGCCCCAACAGAACAGCAUCUGGUGUGUCAGAAAAAGUGCCAAAAGCCACUGACAGGAUGAAAGUAGGGAGGAUUGGAAAAGAAAAAGAGAAGCAGUCAAGUCCGGGACCCAAACGGAGUAUAAAGGAUUUCUUUCCUGCAUCCCCCAUGAAGUUAUUGAAGAGGUCACUAAGCCCAAAUGGUGGACACCCUGAGGGGAAACGCCAAAGGAAAGAUGAGAAGGAGUCAGAUGAAGAAGAGGAUGAGGAGGAGAGAACAGCGGAGGAGAAGUUAAGGCAGCUGCAGGAGAUGGCAGAGAAAGCUACAGCAGGGAGCCGCAGUAGUCAGCUUUCGUCUUCUUCAGCAUCACUGUCGUCUUUGUCGCCCUGUUCAAAGAGCAGAUGGCAGCAGAUAGGGAACCUGCUGCUCUACACUGCAGCUGGCGUGAUGGGGAGUGAGAAGAUUGCCGGGUUUGACAUAGAUGGCUGCAUCAUCACCACCAAGUCUGGAAAAGUGUUCCCCACUGCGCCAGAUGAUUGGAAGAUUCUAUUCCCUGAGAUUCAGCCCAGGCUGGCUAGCUUACUGAAGAAAGGACACAAGGUGGUUUUCUUCACUAACCAGAUGGGGAUUGCCAAAGGAAAACUACGACCAGAGGUCUUCAUGUCUAAAGUAGAGGACGUCCUCAGCACACUACAGCUACCUGUGCAGGUGUUUGUAGCAACUGGUCCAGGUAUCUACAGAAAACCAGUGAUGGGGAUGUGGAAUUACUUGUGUGAGAAGGCUAACAGUGGAGUAACUGUUGCCAAAAGUCAGAGUUUUUAUGUAGGAGAUGCAGCCGGCAGACCUGCUAACUGGGCCCCUGGUAAAAAGAAGAAGGACUUCUCUUGCAGUGACAGAUUGUACGCUUUGAAUAUCGGAUUGCAGUUCCACACCCCAGAGGAGUAUUUCCUAGGCUGGAAGAGCGCCCCCUACAGCCUGCCAGAAUUUGAUCCUAGGGAACAGGACUCAGAUGCAAAUUUGUAUGACCCUCCCACCGCCUCCCUCACCUCCAGCAAGACUGAAGUCAUCGUUGCUGUGGGUUUUCCUGCUUCUGGUAAAUCCACCUUCUUCUACACCCAUAUUAUCCCAAAGGGUUACGUGUAUGUCAACAGGGACAUGCUAGGUUCCUGGCAGAAAUGUGUGUCGGCAUGUGAACGCGCUCUACAGGAAGGCCGCAGCGUUGCUGUAGACAACACCAACCCAGAUCUGGAGUCUCGCAAACGAUAUGUCGAUCUGGCCAAGGCAGCAGGAGUGUCCUGUCGCUGUUUCAACUUCUCAGCCUCUCUGGAGCAGGCCAAGCACAACAACAGAUUCCGUGAGAUGGUCCCUUCAGAAACCAAACAUCCCAAGGUCAAUGACAUGGUUUUCCACAGCUACAAGAAACAUUUUGUGGCACCCAGUCUCUCUGAGGGCUUCUCUGAGAUACUACACAUCCACUUUGUCCCUAACUUCAAAGACAGCCAAUCUGAAAUCUUGUUUAGACAGUUUUCUGAGGGAUGACUGGAUAUCUUACACAUCCUUCUGGUGCAGUUUAGAUGCCAAAAUACCAGCCAAUGAGGUAUCUUUGUCAUGAAAUCCAUCCAGUAAACAAAAAUCACAUAGAUUCAGUAAACAAAAAUCACAGAUUUACUUGUUUGCCCUAACUUUAGUGCAGAUAGCUUAUGGGAUUUUGACUUGACUCACCACACUAAACCUCUGCUUUGCUCACCAAAGUAAUAUUGUACCAAAAAACAAAAACAAAACCCCAAAACCUUUUUUGGCAUAAAUUAACAGUUCUAUUUAAAUUUGAAUAGUCAGAGGUGUUUGUGUGACGAUCACAUGCUGGACAAACUUGAAGUUGUGCUUAGAAGGGAGGUUAAUGCGAAAGGAAAUAAGGAAAGCUGGUGGGUAUAACUUUUAAUUUGUUAACAAAGUGCAUUCUUAAAGUGAAUAGACUGCACUCUAUAGCAUUGUCUGUCAGAAAACAAUGGUUCUUGUCUACAAUAAAGCCUUAGAGAACAUUUUGAAUACACCUGGCUGGCUGUGAUUAUUUCUACCAUUUAGAAAUAUGUCUAUGCUGUGGUCUAAGAGAUAGCCAUCACAACAAAUAUAAGAGGUGGGAAUUUGACUAAAUUUCUUGACUGCAGUCCUC